This is a messenger RNA of Coffea eugenioides, 1210 nucleotides long. RefSeq names its product THO complex subunit 3. The transcript is spliced from 11 exons. The coding region runs from base 65 to 1012 and encodes 315 amino acids. Gene Ontology annotation, cellular component: THO complex part of transcription export complex. The record is from RefSeq and is a predicted model, not a curated record. Gene Ontology annotation, molecular function: protein binding. NCBI's taxonomy places the organism in Eukaryota, Viridiplantae, Streptophyta, Magnoliopsida, Gentianales, Rubiaceae. Gene Ontology annotation, biological process: mRNA export from nucleus.
CUCCGCAAGUCCUUGUUUAUUGAAUUGCAGUUAAAAUUAGAGAAGACAGACGAACAGCCCAGCAAUGGAGGAGAGGGACACGAUACCCUUCAGAAACCUCCACAGUAGAGACUACCAAGGCCACAAGAAAAAGGUGCAUUCGGUGGCAUGGAACUGCAGUGGGACGAAGCUCGCUUCUGGUUCGGUUGAUCAAACUGCUCGCAUUUGGCACAUUGAGCAUCACGGCCAUGGUAAAGUUAAAGAUAUAGAGUUGAAGGGUCACACUGAUAGUGUGGAUCAGUUGUGCUGGGAUCCUAAACAUGCUGAUUUGAUAGCAACUGCGUCAGGUGACAAGACAGUUCGCUUGUGGGAUGCUCGUAGUGGAAAAUGUUCACAGCAAGCUGAACUUAGCGGAGAGAAUAUCAAUAUUACCUAUAAGCCUGAUGGGACACAUAUUGCUGUAGGGAACCGGGAUGAUGAAUUGACUAUAUUAGAUGUUCGCAAAUUUAAGCCUCUCCACAAGCGCAAGUUCACAUAUGAGGUCAAUGAGAUUGCAUGGAACAUGACAGGAGACAAGUUCUUUCUGACCACAGGGAAUGGUACUGUGGAAGUACUAGCUUAUCCAUCUCUUGAUCGAGUUGACACCCUUAUGGCUCAUACAGCUGGUUGCUACUGCAUUGCCAUUGACCCAUUAGGAAGAUACGUUGCUGUUGGAAGUGCUGAUUCCUUGGUCAGUCUUUGGGAUAUCAAGGAGAUGCUAUGUCUGCGCACGUUUACGAAACUUGAAUGGCCAGUUAGAACAAUAAGUUUCAAUCACACGGGAGAGUACAUUGCUUCAGCCAGUGAGGAUUUGUUUAUUGAUAUUUCAAAUGUUCAAACUGGACGAACAGUUCACCAAAUUCCAUGUCGAGCUGCAAUGAAUAGUGUAGAAUGGAACCCAAAGCACAACUUACUAGCAUAUGCAGGAGAUGAUAAGAACAAAUAUCAGGCUGAUGAAGGUAUAUUUCGGAUAUUUGGCUUUGAGAGUGCCUAGUUGUCUGAUGCACUGCUGAGGAGGAAGAAGUCAUUUGAAGAGGCAAUUUGAGGUUUCGGAUACUUUUUUUCUGCAUGCUGUUUGUUGCCCUAUUCUAUUGCUGGUGUAUUUUGGAUAUUAUUAUGAUAGUGCGGCCAUAUUUGGUCAAUUUGUCAUUUGGACGUUUAUUUUUAUUUAUCUUCAGUUUUGUCUUCUUGA